UCUGUUCUGCUCGUCAAUUCAAGUGGGUUUUUAUUAUCAUUCCUCUAUAUAGCUGAUAUACAGUACAUUGGAAUGAAAUGCUGUUUUUGUUUUAUUGCCCUCUAGGUAACCCUGUAACACUAUCAUUUCACUGUGUGUUGUGGUAUCAUAGUGCAAAAAUAUGCCCAACCCAGCAGUUAAAAAAAGCACUGGAUUUUUUAUUUUUUUUUUGUACAGGUAAACAUUAAACACAGUCAGUAUAUCCUUCUUAAGUGGUAGGAUCCAUACUAAGCCAAGACACACUUAAAGAGGGAGCCCAAGAGAUAUAAUAUUGCCACUAUUAAUUUACACAUUUCCCUUAUGCAUAAGUUUUAAGUGUUUGCUGGUUUUAUUAUAAAGAGUGAGAGACAGGAAAGAGCACUUUUUUGUAGAAGAACUAUAGCAGAUUCUGUACUUGGAAAAUGACACGCUCCUUGCAACAGUUGUUCAGAGACUACCUAGCAAAGUGGCACAUCUACAAAAACCGUCUGGUACGCAAAGACGGACACUGCAACAUUGAAUAUGGGAACGUGGGGUACAGCAAUCGUUUUGCGUAUGUGCAGGACCUCUGGACCACCUUUGUGGAGAUCCGCUGGCGUUACAUUAUUUUAUUAUUUGUGGCCUCUUUCACUCUUAGCUGGUUCAUUUUUGGACUUAUUUGGUAUUGGAUUGCUCAUGAUAAUGGUGAUCUUUGGUGGCAAAAUCCACCUUCAGACCACAAACCAUGUAUAUAUAAUGUUUUUGGCCUCACAUCUGCCUUCCUUUACUCACUGGAAACACAGACGACUAUUGGUUAUGGUCAGCGAGUGCUCAGUCCAUACUGCCCUGGUGCUGUCGCCAUAAUUAUUAUCCAGUCCAUCAUUGGUUUAUUUAUUAACUGCUUCUGGUGUGGAUUGGUUAUGGCCAAAAUCGCUUUACCCAAGAAAAGAGCCAAGACCAUUACCUUCAGUAAAAUGGCAGUAAUUUGUCCCAAAAAUGCAGCUCUGUGUUUGCAGAUAAGGGUGGCCAACUUGCGUAAAACCUUAAUGAUUGGAAGCCAGCUAUAUGGCAAGCUGCUUAGGACAACAAUAACUCCAGAAGGUGAGACCAUCAUUAUGGACCAAGUCAAUAUUGAUUUUAGUGUUGAUGCUGGAAAAGACAACCUCUUCUUCAUUUGUCCAUUGACCUUGUAUCAUGUAAUUGACAAGACAAGUCCAUUUUUUAAAUUUGCUUCAGACACAAUGCUUCAACAGGAGUUUGAGCUGAUAGUGUUUCUGGAUGGCAUUGAUGAGUCCACCAGCUCCUCCUGCCAAGUCAGGACAUCCUACAUCCCUCAGGAGAUUAAGUGGGGUUACAAGUUCCUCCCUAUCAUCUCUCGCAGUAAAGAAGGGAAAUAUUGUGUGGACUUCUCCAAUUUUGACAGAGUGGACCCAAUUCCAACUGCACACUGUGCUCACUGCUUCUAUAAUGGCCAAUGUCAUCAUCAUAGUCCCAGAAAUGGUAUUGAUAACCAGGGUUUUGAAGUGAUUGAAAUUAUUGAUCAAAUCAGUGCUAACGAAAUGUAAGAUGAACCUCUGGAUUCACCAAAAGACUUAUUUGCUCUAUCCAUUAUGCUCGACAGAAAAAGCAAACAAACAAAUAAAUAAAUAAAUAAAAUGUGAAUAAAUAAACCCCGUCCAGGGUGUCCCCCAUCUUGCCCCUGGGAUAGGCUCCAGGUUUGGCUGCGACCUAUUAACUAUAAGCGGAACAGAAAAUGGAU
Messenger RNA from Ictalurus furcatus (blue catfish), 1756 nucleotides. RefSeq names its product ATP-sensitive inward rectifier potassium channel 1-like. Gene Ontology annotation, cellular component: plasma membrane. Gene Ontology annotation, biological process: regulation of monoatomic ion transmembrane transport; potassium ion import across plasma membrane. The coding region runs from base 441 to 1562 and encodes 373 amino acids. Gene Ontology annotation, molecular function: ATP-activated inward rectifier potassium channel activity. The transcript has 2 exons. NCBI's taxonomy places the organism in Eukaryota, Metazoa, Chordata, Actinopteri, Siluriformes, Ictaluridae. The record is from RefSeq and is a predicted model, not a curated record.